ACACCAGAUUCUACGUGACAGUGAAAUUUUCGAUUUUACAAAACUCCUUUAUAUCUGGAGGUAACCUCACGAGCCUAAUUAAGCAUUAAGAAUGAGUUUUCGUGGCGGUCGCGGAGGUGGAUUCAGAGGAGGACGUCCUGGAUAUCGUCCUUUUACCCCUGCUGGUCCUCCUGAUCAAGUUUUAGAAAUUGGUACCUUUAUGCAUGAUUGUGAAGGAGACAUGGUUUGUCAAUCUACCAAUCCCAAGAUCCCUUACUUCAAUGCUCCUAUUUACUUGGAGAACAAGUCUCAAAUUGGCAAGAUUGAUGAGAUUUUGGGCCCCAUGAAUCAAGUCUACUUCACUGUUAAGCCUUCAGAGGGCAUUGUAUCUAGCUCUUUCAAGGUCGGUGACAAGGUCUACAUUGGAGGCGAUAAGCUCCUUCCCUUGGAACGCUUCUUACCCAAGCCUAAGGGCCCUGCUGUUAAAAAGCCAAAAACUGCUGCUGCCGGACGCGGUGGUUUCCGUGGUGGCCGUGGCGGCGGCGGUUUCCGUGGUGGUGGUGCACCUCGCGGCGGUGGCUUCCGUGGUGGCCGUGGAGGAGGUGGUUUCCGUGGUGGUUCAUCUCGCGGUGGUUUCCGUGGACGUGGAAGAUUUUAAAGGUGAAAGACAAAUCGCCUUUGAACGGAAUUUAUCGGGUUCUUUUUAUAUCCUUCCGGUGAAUUGUGAAGGAGAGUGAAAAUAUUCUCUAUUGGGGUUGGCUUUUUGGAUAGAAUUUGAUUUUUGCAUUGUCCACAUUCUGAAUGGAAGGUUUACAGUCAUAUUUUCGUGGCUAGCUUUGACUUAAAUCAAACGGUGUAUGAAGCGCUUUUCCACGAAACAGUUAUAUCUGCUUUCAUUAUUUAUAAAGAGAACUAGUAUAGUUCGUGUUGUAUCCUUUAAAAGUAUAAACUCUCUUUCGAUUCUGUGGUACAUUUAAUUUAGGUAAAAAUAAAUUUUUGAAUCGUGUAUUAAAAAUUGAUUUUAGAUUUCACAGAG
Molecule: messenger RNA, 1015 nt
Organism: Schizosaccharomyces octosporus yFS286
Lineage: Eukaryota; Fungi; Ascomycota; Schizosaccharomycetes; Schizosaccharomycetales; Schizosaccharomycetaceae
Product: snoRNP pseudouridylase complex protein Gar1
Exons: 3
Coding region: 92-637 (181 amino acids)
Biological process (GO): snoRNA guided rRNA pseudouridine synthesis; ribosome biogenesis
Cellular component (GO): box H/ACA snoRNP complex
Molecular function (GO): box H/ACA snoRNA binding
Source: RefSeq, a predicted model, not a curated record